CGCAAACAGACGUAAACAAGUCCACAUGUGUGAAGCAACUCCGGGGCCCGGCCGAUCGGGAAGGCACUGAAUCUCUUUUUUACGGCCCGUUAAAAGACGGAAUAGGGUCUUCAAAAUGCCGAAGGCACCAGUGCAAAAGAAAUGCCGAGUUCACAAAGAAGUGAGCAAGGUCAGCACCAAAGCUGGAGUGAAGGGAGCAAAGCCAGCAUCAGGAGCAACAGCCCAAGGAUUGGUCUUCAACACAGAUCUGGGUCAACACAUCUUAAAGAACCCACUAAUUAUCAACUCUAUGGUGGAAAAGGCUGCUUUAAAGUCAACAGAUGUAGUGCUUGAGGUUGGUCCAGGUACAGGUAACAUGACAGCCAAGCUUUUAGAAAAGGCCAAACGAGUCAUUGCCUGUGAAGUGGAUGCUCGUAUGGUAGCUGAGUUGCAUAAACGAUUUCUGAGCACACCAUACCACUCCAAGCUAGACAUAAGAAUUGGAGAUGUGUUAAAAGCAGACCUUCCAACUUUUGAUAUCUGUGUAGCAAAUUUACCAUAUCAGAUUUCUUCACCAUUUGUCUUCAAGCUGUUGCUUCACCGACCCAUUUUCAAAUGCGCAAUUCUUAUGUUUCAACAAGAAUUUGCUCAGAGAUUAGUUGCCAGACCAGGUGAUAAGCUAUAUUGCAGGCUUACUGUUAACACUCAGUUGUUAGCCAAGGUAGAUCACAUCAUGAAGGUUGGCAAAAAUAACUUCAGGCCUCCUCCAAAGGUAGAGUCAUCUGUUGUCCGAAUAGAACCGAAGAACCCAGUUCCAAAGAUCAACUUUUCAGAGUGGGAUGGUCUUCUUCGCAUUGCUUUUGUAAGAAAGAACAAGACUCUUGCUUCAGCUUUUAAACAAGCAUCAGUAAUACAGACUUUAGAGAAGAACUAUAAAACAUGGUGUUCUGUGCAUGAAAAGAAAAUCCCAGACGACUUCGACAUAAAGGCAAAAGUUGAAGAUAUUUUGGCAGAAGGUGAUUUUGACAAGAAACGAGCAAGACAGAUGGAUCAGGAUGAUUUUCUAGCAUUAUUACAUGCAUUUAAUAAAGAAGGAAUUCAUUUUGUAUAGGCAUUUAUAAUAUAGAGUUUAGGAAAUUAUAUUAAUCAAUUGCAAGGUCAACAGUUAAUAGCCAAUACUAUUCAGGUGUUUGUACCCUAGUGAAGGAUGGGGAAAUAUAUUUUUGUAAACCUCUAGAUCUUUCACACUAUUGUUUUAUUUCUAAUUUUCACUAUUAUCAUGAACUAUUGUUCUAGACAGUUUAUGGCCACCAGUUACUAAAGUUUCAUGCUUUUUCACAUUGAAUGGUGAAUGAUGAUAUAUUGAAUGUGUGUUAUUUAGUAAUAUUUAUCCAUCAUUAUUCAGCAUUCUGUGCAAGGAACACUUGAGACAUUUUCCCUCUCAUGUUGGUUUUUACUCUUAUUUAUCAACAUGUCAAAUUGCAUGGUGUGGGUGUGCAGGAUUUGGCUUGUGGUUGUUAUGUAUUUAUUAUUGGUGUGUAUAGAAGUAUGAUCUCAGUGUGAAACUAAUGAAAGAUUAAGGAAGCAUCAGUUGAUGUAAAUCUUUUAUGGUUGUGUAAUUGUGUGCUGCAUGUUGUAUAUAUGAAUUUCUAAUGCAUAUUCUUACUCUUAAAAACUUUUAGUUAUGAAACUUUGUCACUGACUGAUACACUCCAUUCACAAUAACCAUUCAUAACAACAGAAAUAAUUUCCUGCAAAUCAGGCAGUUAUCAAAAUUUUCACUCGUUAUAUUCCCAGAGACAGUCUACAUUUUCUGUAUUUUUUUUUUUUUUUUUUUUUUAAUAUCAUUCAGAGAAAAAAAUUAUCCUAUUUUAUUUAUUUAUUUUGUUCAUAACCUUGUGCACAGAAAGUUUCCAUGUUAUCUUGAUCUAGCAGUCUUGGGGAUCAACCUCUUCACACUUGCUGCUGAGCCAUAUCUGAUGUGUAUAAAAUGUUUACACGUGUGAGAAAAUCCUCAGUUGUAACUCGGAUCAACAGACAAAGGUUCUCUCUUUCUGGACCUCAGAGGGACUUCAGAGGCACUCUUGAUUGUUGUGCCAGUGUAUAGUAAUUACCAUGGUGUAUUUGUCGUGAAUCCACACUACCCUAAAUGAUUAAUGUUAGAUUUGUAUCUCAAAUAAGAGAGAGUUAAUGGGUAAAUAAAUGUAGAGGAUGAUAGAAAAUAUAAAUGUAAUUCGGAAUAUUAUAUUAGAGGUUAAAACAGAAAAGUGGUAAUGUUUGGGGAUGAAUAAGAUGUACAUUCAUGUCUGAGAAUUUCAUUUUAUAUAUUCAUUUUUUGUUUUUAUUGAAAUACUGGUUUGGAAGGUGAGUUUUUGGCUCUGCAGGUGAUCAGCUAGUAAAGGGUUUGGAACACUUUAAUAUAAGAUUGAUGUUCAUCUUGAUUUUGAACUUGCAUCAUUUUGAUGUUCAUCUUGAUUUUGAACUUGCAUCAUUUUGAUGUUCAUCUUGAUUUUGAACUUGCAUCAUUAGUUCUGUACCUUCUUAUUCUUAUUUUUUCUAUGCACUCUUGUCCUGAAUUUUGACUUUUGAAAGGUUGAGAUCUGAAAAUUAUGCAUGGUUUUUUUUUAUGUAAGCAAUUUUUUCCUUGAGAGCUGUUGGUAGCUUUUUGAAAUGGGGAUGAAUGCAUAUGCCAGCAGGCUGUGAAGUGUGAAAUUCAUAGCACAGAUAGAUUAUUAUUGGCCAAUUUUUCAUAAAUAUCAGGGCAGAGGUGGUAAUUUUUCAGUUCCCUCUUUUAUAUGUUAAUCACUUAUCCUCAUUAUUUUCCCGAUUUUUCAGGAAAAUUAUUUCAUGUUCUUCACCCCAGCAUUAUAUGUGUUGACAAAUUUUGUAUCAUGCUUCAUUGCAUACAGGGAGGAAAUUGGAAGCAUUUGGGCCACAUUAGCUUUAAUAAUUAUUAGCAAGUCAAUGCUUUGUGAGCUGUUUGAUAUUUGAAGCAACAGUGCAAUGCAUAUCCAUUGCCAGUCAGAAUCAUACUUAUGUCAGGAAUCUCGUGUGUCUUAGGUCUUUGAAUUUGAGUGUUGGUUGGUAAUAGUUUUGUUGAAAUCCUCUAUUUUGAGGUGAGUGUCGUGAAUACUAUUUAUUAGUUCAGGGACUGUGAAAAUGUCUAUUGAGCCUUGAGCCUUUCUUUCUUCAUACUGCAAGAUGUUUAGCUUACCUUGAUGGUUAUUCGGUAAUUAACAGAUCAAUGUCCAAGAUAACAAGGAUUAGAAUAUAAGAAUUAAUACCAAAUUAAGUAAGAUAGGCUCAAGGUGAUCUCACAUUUAGCUGUUGUAAUGUAAAAAGUUCUUUUCAUCAUCUGAGAAUGAAAUAGUUUGCAAAGUUUAACCCAUUGGUGAUUGGCAUAUGUAUUAUCCACUGUGGUUUGGUUUUAUUCAUUUUCUUUAUACAUAGAUGGCUUCACAAGGAGUUGGUCACCAAGGAGCCAGCUGAUCACACUUGUUUACCCUACUCCUAGAAUUUCUGGUGAAAAAAAUAUAUAUUGCUAUUAUUAUUAUCGUUAAUAACAAUAUUGUUAUUAUUGCUGUCAUCAUUAUUAUAGCAUUAUUUACAGUGAUAAUAAAAGUAGAAAUAUGUUUUUUACAAAUUCAGUUAUUGGGAUAAUCAGCAAAUUCAAGUAAACCUUGUUAUUGACUUCUGGAGCCACCUGCACGUAAAAGAAAUAAGUAAAACAAAAUCAUAAUGGACAGUACACGUAUACAUGUACUCUUGGCGUCAAACAGGUGAAGCACUGUGGAUAGUAUGGUGUGAGUCAACAUGGGAAGUAUGUGGUUGACCAAUUUUGAUAUCUAAGUAUAAUAGAGGAAGCAAUGUAUUUUGCAAUUUAUUUGGAAGUGUAAUCUUUAAUAUUCAGGAAUGUUUUUUUUAUGUUAAUCUUAUCUCUCUAUCUUACAUUUAUACUUCAAUUGGCAGUGUAUUGAUUCAGAAGUCUCUCUUGUGAAGAGUAUUGCAAAUAAUUAAAAAUAGUAGUCACUGAAAAUGUCUUUAUUCUUACUAAAAACAGGCUUUUAUCUCUCAAAAUCAGUUGCCAAUAGGAUAUCCAUGAUAUCUAAAUUCAUUCAAUAGGAUUAAACUUUGGGAUCUUUACCAUACAGAAAGCAUUUAAAUAAUAGUGAAAAAGUUACAUUACCCUCUGUUUACAUAGUUUACUUUUUAAAACCUUUACACAAAUAUUUGCUUUAUAAGAAGACUGCAGAAUAUCAAUUUUGGGAGUGGUGUGAAAAAGGUAAAACUGUGUGCAGUUCUAAUAGCUUUGAAAUGUUGAUGCAACAUUAGGGAAAUGUGACACCAGAUAAUGUUGAAAUAUCUUUGUAGUUCCUUUCAAAAAGACCUAGAAGAGAUGGGAAACAUAAGCCAGAUAUAAUAUCAACAGUACUGGUUUCAAUGCAGGUACUAUAUUGCCACAUAAUGUUUAUUUAACUGGUCAUAGUUUUCAUGGUCCUUAUAAAUUGGUAUAAUUAUUAUUAUUUUUUUUUGUCCCAAUACAUUUGAUUAUAAAUUAUUUGUGUAACAUAGACCAGUGGUGCGCUGUUCUGUGAUACUAAUUGCUCAACAUGAGGUAUGAGACACUAUGCUUAAAA
Penaeus indicus is the source of this 4616-nucleotide messenger RNA. Its product is annotated as probable dimethyladenosine transferase. The record is from RefSeq and is a predicted model, not a curated record. Gene Ontology annotation, biological process: rRNA methylation. NCBI's taxonomy places the organism in Eukaryota, Metazoa, Arthropoda, Malacostraca, Decapoda, Penaeidae. Bases 116 to 1090 code for a protein of 324 amino acids. The transcript has 6 exons. Gene Ontology annotation, molecular function: rRNA (adenine-N6,N6-)-dimethyltransferase activity. Gene Ontology annotation, cellular component: nucleolus.